AGCACAUCACAAAGACUGACCAAUUCAGGGAGCGUUCUGAUUGGGAGUCCGUAUAACCCAGCUCCAACAAUGGUCACACAGACACACAUAACAGAAGCUUCUGGCUGGGUCCCAGGGGACAGAAAGCGGACUCGAGAAUUUAUAGAAUCAGAUUUUUCAGAAAGUAAGAGAAGCAAAAAAGGCGAUAAAAAUGGGAAAGGUCUGAGGCAUUUUUCAAUGAAAGUAUGUGAAAAAGUUCAACGUAAAGGAACAACUUCAUACAAUGAAGUCGCUGAUGAGCUGGUAUCGGAAUUCACAAAUUCUAACAGCCACCUAGCUACAGAUUCGCAGGCUUAUGAUCAGAAGAAUAUUAGACGGAGAGUUUACGAUGCCCUUAAUGUCCUGAUGGCAAUGAACAUAAUUUCAAAGGAGAAGAAGGAAAUCAGAUGGAUCGGCCUUCCUACAAACUCAGCUCAGGAAUGUCAGAAUCUAGAGAUAGAAAAACAGAAGCGGAUUGAAAGGAUAAAACAGAAACGAGCCCAACUACAAGAACUGCUGCUGCAGCAAAUAGCUUUCAAAAACUUGGUGCAAAGAAAUCAGCAAAAUGAACAACAAAAUCAAGGCCCUCCAGCUUUGAACUCCACCAUACAGCUGCCUUUCUUAAUAGUCAACACUAGCAAAAGAACAGUUAUAGACUGCAGCAUAUCAAGUGAUAAAUUUGAAUACCUCUUUAAUUUUGAUAACACUUUUGAGAUUCAUGAUGAUAGUGAGGUGCUGAAGAGAAUGGGAAUGUCCUUUGGGCUUGAGGCAGGCAAAUGCUCAGCUGAGGACCUAAGAACUGCAAAAUCACUGGUGCCGAAAGCUUUAGAAGGCUACAUCACAGAUAUGUCUGCAGGAUUUUCAUGGAUAAACCAAGGGUUACUUUCAAGUUCAGCACAAGCAGUUUCACAUUUAGAGGUAGCAGGAGGCACUUCUGCUAAAUCAAGUGAGAAUCCAGGGUUGUGUUUGGAUGCUGAAGUGGCCUUAGCAACUGGGCAGCUUCUUGCCCCUAGCAGUCAGCAGUCCAGCAGUGCAACAUCACGCUACUCUGAAUCACGGGGAGAAACUCCAUGCUCAUUCAAUGAUGAAGAUGAAGAGGAUGAAGAUGAGGAUUCUUCCUCCCCAGAAUAAGGACAGUAGAAAACAGAAUAUACAAAAUGCUGCUCAAAUAUUCUGAAUGGGAGCUCCUGUUUGGAUUUUACUGAAGUUUCUUGCCUUGGUUUGCACUGCAUUCAGUGAAGUGAAACGGAAGCUUCAAAACAAAUUCAUCCACAGCCGAAUUGAAAACCUUUUGUAACUGAACACAGAGUGACAUGCAGACACAGAGCGAAGUGGGUUUUAUCAAUUAUAACCAAGGAGAAGAACAAAGUCCCUGGAGAUUGGCAAAGUAAACAUCAAGUUCACAUUUUCCAUUUUGGGACGUUCUGUCUCAAGUCUCUCUCUUCCCCUUAUCUUUACCAGACGG
Cariama cristata (Red-legged seriema) is the source of this 1483-nucleotide messenger RNA. It is a transcript of the gene TFDP2, whose product is annotated as transcription factor Dp-2 (E2F dimerization partner 2). Gene Ontology annotation, molecular function: RNA polymerase II transcription regulatory region sequence-specific DNA binding; DNA-binding transcription factor activity, RNA polymerase II-specific. Gene Ontology annotation, cellular component: transcription regulator complex; nucleus. The transcript has 9 exons. Gene Ontology annotation, biological process: regulation of cell cycle; regulation of transcription by RNA polymerase II. Bases 70 to 1149 code for a protein of 359 amino acids. Lineage: Eukaryota; Metazoa; Chordata; Aves; Cariamiformes; Cariamidae. The record is from RefSeq and is a predicted model, not a curated record.